UGAUAGAUUUUAUAGUAAGGUCUGUCUACAUCUUAACCUCACGGGGCAUCGAUCGCCACUAAUUAAUAUAUACGUAAUUCAACUUGUGAAUCAUAGGUGUAUAUAAAAUUAAUAGAGAAUAUAAGAGAGAGAGAGAGAGAGAGAUGGAGAUCGUAUGUGUAACAGGUGCUGGCGGUUUUGUAGCUUCAUGGGCAGUAAAGGAGUUGCUGGCUAAAGGUUAUGUUGUUCAUGGAACUGUAAGAGACCCUGAUGACAAGAAGAAGAAUGGUCACCUGAAGAAGCUGGAGCAUGCUAAGGAGAGGCUUCAUCUCUUCAAGGCAGACUUGCUAGACUAUGACAGUCUUUGCACCGCCAUCAGCGGAUGCACCGGGGUUAUCCAUGUCGCCACACCAGUUCCUGCUGGAAAAGUAGCUGAUCCUCAGGCAGACAUGCUUAAACCUGCGAUAACAGGAACUCGAAAUGUAAUGAAUGCGUGUUUGGAGAGUAAAGUGAAAAAAGUUGUGGUAGUUUCAUCAAUCCUUGCUAUAUCAGCAAAUCCUAGUUGGCCAAAGGAUCAAACAAUGGAUGAAAACUGUUGGACUGAUGCUGAUUAUUGCAUGAAAGCCGAAAAGUGGUAUUCUGCUAGCAAGGCUAUAUCUGAGCGCGAAGCUCUAGAAUUCGGAAAGAUGAACAACCUAAACGUUGUGUCAAUUUGUCCUUCUGUAGUAUUUGGGCCAAUGCUUCAAUCAACAUUAUGUACCACUAACAUUAUUCUGCAGAACUUCUUUAAAGGUGAAAAUUCAUUCAAUCUCAUUGAGUUUGACAGAGCUGAAGAAGAUAUAUUUGUUCCUAUCGUGGAUGUUCGUGAUUGUGCUAAAGCGUUGCUCCUCGCCUACGAAAAGCCAGAAGCAGAGGGGCGGUAUCUUUGUUCUUCACAUUGUUUGAAGAUAACUGCUUUAAUAGAGAUGCUGAAGCGACUGUUUCCGCAUUACAAUUAUCCUUCCAAUCUCCCUGUUUCAAAUGAACAACUGAAUUACACAUGUGAGAAGUUACUGAAUCUUGGAUGGAACUAUAUGCCAUUGGAGAAGACCUUGGCUGAUUCUGUCGAAAGGAUGAAGGAAGCCAAAUUUUCUACAUUGAUUUUAGUCCUGUAUGCCUGCAAUUAAAUAAGUUUAACAUGCUAAUUACCUUAAUCUCUUAAAGCAUGUUAAUAAGCUAUUUUCCACUUGUUGCUCUAUAAACACGUUGUUAACGUACUUAAAAUUAAUAUGGUUCUAUGAAUGGAAUUAAUGGAUUUCAAGUCA
Messenger RNA from Erigeron canadensis, 1283 nucleotides. Its product is annotated as cinnamoyl-CoA reductase 1-like. NCBI's taxonomy places the organism in Eukaryota, Viridiplantae, Streptophyta, Magnoliopsida, Asterales, Asteraceae. The record is from RefSeq and is a predicted model, not a curated record. The transcript has 4 exons. Bases 144 to 1145 code for a protein of 333 amino acids. Gene Ontology annotation, molecular function: oxidoreductase activity, acting on the CH-OH group of donors, NAD or NADP as acceptor.